Molecule: messenger RNA, 749 nt
Organism: Cylicocyclus nassatus
Lineage: Eukaryota; Metazoa; Nematoda; Chromadorea; Rhabditida; Strongylidae
Source: the annotation of a GenBank genome assembly
ACAAUUAGCGGCGCACUUGAAAUGAUCUACAAUGGAGAGAUGCCACCAAACUUGCAUGAAUUGAGACCGCUUUUGAAUAGAGCUCUGUCAUCUUUGCUGUCAGAGAUAUUCGAACUUGUAAAAUCAUUCAUUUUCUUCUGUCUGCUUACAGUCAAAAUGUUUUGGCCUCAGCGUUAUACAACCAUAAUGCAUGCAAGAGGCGGAGGACUCAAUUUACUACUAUUAGAGAGGGCCAAAUUGAGGUCUGAAGACGACGAGUUUGUUUACUUAUGGAGCGGAUUCGCCUGCUUCUAUUAUGCUUUGCUGACCGUGACUGUAGUCAAGAACAUCGCCGAUUAUCAAACAAAUGAGAAUCAUCGUCACAGAAAUCCAUUCGCAAUUCCCGAUGCACCGCGAUAUCCUCAAGUUGUUAUACUUCCUGCAGAACCAGAGCUCGGAAACACUAAUCCGGACGAUCCUCCGCCAUACUCGGCCAUUGCUCAUAGCGGAAAUGGUGUGGAGACUGCGAAAGAAGAAACGCAACCACCUAACUACUCUGAUUUAGAGGCUUCACCCAAUAAUAUUCCUGAGUUUCCGACUGCGAACCAACGAAAUGUUUCAAAUGGAACCGUAGUAAUAGGACGAAAAUAACUCUAAAACAAAAUAACUCAAGUUAUUCUCAAUCGUUCUGUGUAGCAACGCUACCAUAUACUCGAGUGAUUUGUUUUUAGUAAACAUAAGCUUCGAAGCAUGAAUCCAAACGAAUAUGU